GCGCGCCGUCACGAGUGCACGACGUCGGCGAGCUCGAGGACGAGGGUGUGGCUCCCGUUUCCGAGGGACGCGCCGUGGCGCCCCUGCAGUACCCUCCCGUGCGUGCCGUCCCAGCGGCGGCGGACGCGGGCCUCGCCGUCGACGACGAGGCGCGACGGCACGCGGCCCACGCCCAGGUCGCGGAUCGCCCUUUCAUCCAACCAAUAGUGCUCGAGGUGGGGCCAGCGCUUCGCCGCCGCCACGGCCCGGGCCGGCGACGGGUCGACGCAGCAGGCCGCGCACCUUAUGGCCUUCUCGGCGAAGCCGUACGCUUGCGACACGCUCGCAUCCUCCAACAUCGCGGCGAGCGCGUCGAGCUCGUCGAGCGUCUCGCCCGCCUUGACCCGCGAUCACGCGUCGACGGCGACGAGCGGCGGGAUCCGCCGCGGGCCGUCCAGCGCGUGGAAUUCCAGUACCAAACACUGCGUCGGCGGGCGCAGCAGCUCCCAGAGCCUCGUCGUGCCGCCCUGGCCGACGGGGCCCCGCAGCGUCGCGUUCGGGAGCUGCGCGCUCUUGUCUCGCAGGGGCUUUGGCGGUGGCCGCGGCUUGUUCGUCGCGUCCUCCGGCGUCCCGGUCGGUGGAGGCGGCGGUUCUGGCACCGCCUGCAGCGCAUCUGGCGCGGCCGUCUCGGCCGGCGGCGUCGGCGGCGGCGGCUCGACGGGAGGCGGCGGCGAUUGCGAGGGCGGUGGCGCGUCGGUAGGCGGCGGAGGUGAUUGCGGCUCAGCCAGCGGCGGCGGCGCUGAAAGGGCUGCCUCCUCGCGCUUCUGCCGCUGGCGCCGCGCCACCUUCUUCCACGCGCGCAGGCACAGGGCGACGUCGAUGACGAGGCGCAGCUCCUUGGCCAUGGCACUACCUACACUGGCAGUCAAGCAUGGAUGCGGCAGCGUGCUUAGUCCAUGGGGCCUGGCCCAGGUUCUACUCAAGUUGGGGCAGCCAACGACUCCCGCUCUGUCGGCCAGCAACGGAUUCGAGUUGGAUUAUUUUUUCAGGCUAGCGUGA
Messenger RNA from Pelagomonas calceolata, 1038 nucleotides. The record is from the annotation of a GenBank genome assembly. NCBI's taxonomy places the organism in Eukaryota, Pelagophyceae, Pelagomonadales, Pelagomonadaceae.